UUAAAAAUAAAAUAAAGAAUAGAAUAGUAUAAAGGUUGUAUGUUACAGUAGCAAUAAAAAGCAGCUCCGUUUUCAUUGGCGUCUGAUUUUCCGGCGACUUCUCUGAUUUCCCCCACACCGACCACCACCUUGAUCUUUGUUUGCUACACUGCACCUUGGGUGUCGUGUAACUUUAUUCUCUCUGUCUUCCCAUUUUGUUGAAGCAUAUUUGUUCGUUCUUGAUUUUCCGGCGACGCUUGGUGGGUUCUAAGUCUCAAUCACUUCCUGAAAUUGUAAUCAGAGAUUAAAAACGGAAAAAAGUUUCUCUGGUGGGGGUGCAGUAUUAAUUGAAAAGACGCAGUCUUUUGUGGGGGUCCGGCCACCGGAAAAUGGUGGCGAUUUCUUGACAAUGGAAAAAAAGAAUCAUAUUUGCAUUUUAGGAAUUCCGUGUUGCAAUUAUGGAGCUAGUAACUAAAAAUGAUGGAGAUUUUUCUAUUUCUAUUUCUAUGUUGAGAAAGUGAAAAGCUUUUUGAGCUGGAAUUCAGUGAAAGUAGCUUUGUGUUGGACAAAUUCUUGUUUGUUACUUUUGGGAGAUAAGCAAUUCAAUUAAAGUGGAUUUUUCGCUGAAAUGAAAGCGCCAUCAAACGGAUAUCUACCAAAUUCAGGAGAAGGAGAAAGAAAGCUCAUGAAUUCAGAGUUAUGGCAUGCUUGUGCUGGCCCAUUGGUUUCUUUGCCUCCUGUUGGAAGCCUUGUGGUAUAUUUUCCUCAAGGUCACAGUGAGCAGGUGGCGGCAUCAAUGCAAAAGGAGACAGAUGGAAUUCCAAGUUAUCCUAAUCUUCCUUCCAAGUUGAUCUGCAUGUUACACAAUGUUACUCUACAUGCUGACACUGAAACUGAUGAGGUCUAUGCUCAGAUGACUCUUCAACCUGUCAACAAAUAUGACCAGGAGGCUUUACUUUUAUCUGAUAUGGGCCUUAAGCAGAACAGGCAACCUGCUGAGUUUUUCUGUAAAACUCUCACUGCUAGUGAUACAAGCACACAUGGUGGAUUUUCUGUUCCUCGUCGAGCAGCAGAGAAGAUAUUUCCUCCUCUGGACUAUGCAAUGCAACCUCCUGCUCAGGAGCUAAUGGCUAGAGAUUUGCAUGACCAAGCAUGGACUUUCAGGCAUAUUUAUCGAGGUCAACCAAAAAGACACCUUUUGACUACCGGUUGGAGUGUCUUUAUCUCCUCUAAAAGGCUUUGCGCCGGUGAUUCUGUCCUUUUCAUAAGAGAUGAUAAGUCACAGCUUCUCUUGGGUAUAAAACGAACAAAUAGACAGCAGCCCGCCUUGUCUUCAUCUGUUAUAUCUAGUGACAGCAUGCACAUUGGGAUCCUUGCGGCUGCUGCUCAUGCUGCUGCAAACAACAGCCCGUUUACUAUCUUUUACAAUCCUAGGGCUAGCCCUUCUGAAUUUGUAAUUCCUCUGGCCAAGUAUAAUAAAGCUAUGUAUGCACAAGUUUCACUAGGCAUGCGAUUUCGGAUGAUGUUUGAAACGGAGGAGUCUGGAGUUCGUAGAUACAUGGGUACAAUAACAGGUGUUAGUGAUCUGGACCCCAUACGAUGGAAGAGCUCACAGUGGCGUAAUCUUCAGGUAGGAUGGGAUGAAUCAACUGCCGGGGAACGUCCAAGCAGAGUUUCAAUUUGGGAUAUUGAGCCUGUCGUGACUCCUUUUUAUAUCUGUCCACCACCAUUUUUCAGGCCCAAGUUUCCUAAGCAGCCAAGUUUUCCUGGUGAUGAGUCUGAUAUUGAAAAUGUUUUAAAGAGGGGGAUGCCCUGGAUCAAUGAUGAGUUAGGUCUAAAAGAUUCUCAAAACUCUAUAUUCCCUGGACUGAGCUUGGUACAAUGGAUGAGUAUGCAACAGAACAAUCAUGUGCCAGUUGCCCAAUCUGGACUUCCCAGUGUCUUGCACAGUAAUAUCGGCAAUGAUGACCAUUCCAAGUUGUUGAACUUUCAGUCACCUACAUUAGCUACACCAGGUCUCCAGUUCAACAAACCAAAUCAACUAAACCAGUCAUUUGGUCAAAUCCAGCAGCCACCAUUAGCAUGGGCCCAACAGCAGCAGCAAUCGUUACAGUCUCCUGUAAGUGCACAGCAGCAACAACCCACACUGCAGCAACAGCAACACACGCUGCAGCAACAGCAACACACACUGCAGCAGCAGCAGCAGCAACAGCAACAACAACAACACACAUUGCAGCAGCAACAACAACAACAACACACACUGCAGCAGCAACAACAACACACACUGCAGCAGCAGCAACAACAACACACAUUGCAGCAGCAGCAACAGCAACAGCAACAGCACACACUGCAGCAUCAGCAGCAGCACACGCUGCAACAGCCACAGCAACACAUGUUGCAGCAACAGCCACAGCUUCAUCAGCAAGCACAGCAGCAGCUGCAGCAACAACAGCGUCCAUCCCAGCAGCAACAAUUGACCGGGAAUUCAUCACCAGUAAAUCGUUGUGUAUCCCCUAACCAGAUACCAAACCAAACUUUUCCACAAGCUGCGGUAUAUGGUCAGCUUCAGCAACAACAGGUGCUAUCAACUAGUACCCAAUCACAACAAAAUGUUCCUGUCAAUAGAAAUCCAUUUCCUUCGACAUCCUUGGCACAGGACUUCCAAUUUCAGCAACAAGUGGAACAGCAAUCUAACCUCUUGCAGAAAUCCCAGCAACAGCAGACAAUACCACAACAAGCUCCACUACAAUUGUUGCAGCAAAGUUUGAUGCAGAGGCCCCAAGUGCAACCAUCAUCACAGCAGAGCCUUACGGAACAGCAGCUGCAACUACAGCUUCUUAAUAAACUGCAGCAGCAACAAGCACAGCUAUUAUCUCCCGUAAGCUCUACUCUGGAGCCGCGUAUGCCCCAGCAACAACAGAAUCGGCAACCACAAGAGCUCCAGUUUUCUCAUCAACAAUUGAGUUCCAACAUCGUGACCACAGCGACACAUCUCCAGUCAACCCAUCAUGCUUUCAACCAACUCCAAAGCCAGCACAAAUCCCCUAUAACAAUCAAAGCACUUUCUGGUGGUACAGAUGGAGAUGCUCCUUCAUGUUCAACAUCUCCUUCUACGAACAAUUUCCAAGUUUCACCACCAAACUUCUUGACCAAGAACCAAGGGCAAGCGAUACUGGUGGAUGAAUCUGUUGUUGAUCCUUCUCAAGAGCAAAACAAAUCCGAGUUUCGAAUAAAACAUGAACUAGUGUUCUCAAAAGGUUCAGAGCAGUCUAAGUACAAAGGCAAUAAUACUGAGAACUUAGAGGCAGCCUCAUCGACAACAUCGUAUGGGCUGGAUUCUAGUGGCUUCAACUUUUCAUUGCCUGCAUUAUGUGUGGAUGGUGAUGUUCAAUCACAUUCUAGGAACAGUCUACCUUCUGCAGCAAAUAAUAUAGAUGGACUGAACCCAGAUGCUUUGCUAUCAAGGGAUUAUGAUUCUGGAAAGGAUAUGCAAAACCUAUUCUCUCCUUUUGGCAAUGCCCCUAGGGAUAUAGAAACUGAAUUGUCUGAUGCUGGGAUCAAUUCUCAACAAUUUGGGGUGCCAAACAUGGCAUACAAGCCAAGAUGUGCCAACGAUCUUGCUGUUAAUGACAACGGUGUUCUGAAUAAUAAUGCAUGGACGAACCAGACUCAGCGCAUGAGAACAUAUACAAAGGUUCAAAAACGAGGCUCUGUGGGAAGAACUAUAGACGUUACUCGCUACAUAGGCUAUGAUGAACUAAGGCAUGAUCUAGCACGUAUGUUUGGAAUUGAGGGACAGCUUGAAGAUCCUCAAAGAACUGAGUGGAAGCUUGUGUAUGUUGACCAUGAGAAUGAUAUGCUGCUUGUUGGUGACGAUCCUUGGGAGGAGUUUGUGAGCUGUGUUCAGAGCAUCAAAAUCUUGUCUUGUGCUGAAGUGCAGCAGAUGAGCUUGGAUGGGGAUUUAGGUAAUGUGCCAGUACCAAACCAAGCUAGCAGUGGAACUGACAGUGGUAAUGCGUGGAAAGGACACUACGAUGACAACUCAGCUGCAUCAUUUAAUCGAUGAAGGUGCUCGAAUUAACUUUGUGAUACAUUGUCCUCAAGGCUGCAAACAACUCAGAUCUACUGAUUCUAACUGAAGGCAAUUGAUGUAGUAGAACAUUACAUUCUAGGCAGCUGGUGGGAGCAACUCAUGGUGUGUUUUUGGCGUAAAUUCACAUACCUUUUGAAGUUCCCGCAUGUCUCAUGGCAGAGGUGAUAUUAGAUUAGUUCGAUCGCUACUUUAUUGUGAGGUGUGCAAAGCAGUUUUAAAUUUAUUAAUUAUUAUUUUUCAGAUCAAGUAGGUGUAAAUUAGCUUAGAAAUUCAGGCAUGACAAAAUUACAGGAAGAAACAUGUACUAAAUUUAACAGAAAAUGUAUAGCUUUGACAGUCGUGGGAAACUUGUCUAAAGACAUUGCUGAGCUUCAACUUUUAUCUUCUCCUCUACAAUGUCCAUUGUUUAAAGUUUGCUUCCAAAAUUGCGACCUAAGUAAUACACGAAAAUGACGAGAAAAAGCAUAAUUCCUUAUCCAAGAACGAAACCACCAUAAUUCAUAACUUAUGACCAAGAACUUCCACUGCCGCAACCAAUGAAGAACUUUUUGCUAAAGAUUUGCAGCUUGAAUAUGCUACCUCUUUGAUCCACUAGCCACUAGGACCUACGACCUGAUCCCGAAAAAUGACAAAAAUCAGCUUGAACACAAGCCAAUACAUUCUAAAUCUAUAUGAAUUAUGCAAAUAUUAUUGCUAAUCUUUCAUAAUCUGCAGUUUUCAAUCACUUUUAACAUACAAAAUUCCCAAAGGGUAAUUCCUCAAAUCAAGAACAGAAAUGCAUUCAGAAAAUUGAUUCUACACUUUGAUAUUAGUCAUUAAUUUGCAGAGAGUAUUACUCCUCACUCGAAAGUUGGAUGCAGCUUCCACCUUCCUAGAUCUCUG
This is a messenger RNA of Solanum stenotomum, 4954 nucleotides long. RefSeq names its product auxin response factor 7-like. The record is from RefSeq and is a predicted model, not a curated record. The transcript has 13 exons. The coding region runs from base 608 to 4045 and encodes 1145 amino acids. Gene Ontology annotation, cellular component: nucleus. Gene Ontology annotation, molecular function: DNA binding; protein binding. Gene Ontology annotation, biological process: regulation of DNA-templated transcription; response to hormone. Lineage: Eukaryota; Viridiplantae; Streptophyta; Magnoliopsida; Solanales; Solanaceae.